UUGUCAAUAGGGAUUUGGUUGUCAACUUGUCAGUACUCGGGCAGUAGUUGGCUAUCGACAGUUAUAUAUAAAGCUUGUCUGUAUUGAAAGAGAAUUAUUUCGUCUGUUACAUUGAUGUUGCCUUUCGAGAGAAUACUAGAAAAACGAGAUGCGUUAAAUAUUUUGACUAUACCGAAUUCAUGUUCAUGUUAUCUUUAAUGUGCACUGUGAUUAGUUAUAUUUGUUUAUAGUUUUUUAUUCUUGCGAUCGUGAUGUUGGUCUGUCACCCUCGUUCCAAGACCGUUAAACCCCUUAAGCCCUAUUGCCAAUGCUGGAAUAAAAAGGUACCUGUGUUAUGGGUCGACAGAGGCGCUUGCGGAUGUGGCGAAGAUGAUAAUGUUAUUGAAUGGGGAUGGGAUCUCCCGGACAGUUCCCGUGCCAGCAGAGUUGUGGUCAGCGAGGACAGGAAGCAAGUCACAUUCCAUCCAUUCUUCAGCACGGGAACUGCGGCCGUCAAGGGAGUAGUGCCAAUGAAACUAAACUAUCAUUAUUACUGGGAGGUCAAGAUACUAUCAGAGACAUAUGGAACUGAUAUUAUGGUAGGGCUGGCAACCGACAGGAUCAACACGGAGGACUCCCAGUUCCGGUUCACGUCACUCCUGGGCAGUGACGGCGAGUCUUAUGGCUUCUCGUACACGGGAGCCGUGCGUCACGAUGACGUGUCGUCCCGGGACUCGUCCGGCUUCUGUCGCGGCAGUAUAGUGGGAGUCAGGCUGGACAUGUGGCACGGGACCCUGGAGUUCUUCGUCAACAGGAAACCUCAAUGUGGCAUGUUCUACAACCUGCGUCGUCACAAGGAGUUGUAUCCCAUGGUGUGCUCGACGGCCGCCCAGUCGUCAAUGCGUCUCAUAUACGCUGAUUCCUGGCGAGCCUCGCUCCUGGUGGACGCCGCCAAGAUACUGACGGCUUCGGUUAAGAAUUUCAAGAAAAAUCUACCGCCGGGGCUCCAGUAUACUUGUAGGACGCGGUUCUGGUUGACGCUGCCCUCCGAAGUCUGUGAAGACGAUGAACCAGAGAGCAUCGAGUCUUUGGACGUUGGCUCUUAUUUGACUACUAACGUGCUGACAGAUGUUCAUCCUCACCAAUAUAUGAACGGCUUCUACGUCGACAGCGUCGAGCGAGACUUCCGUGUGGUCGUAUACGAGUAGAGACUACAGAUUUGAACUAAGACUUAGGUUAGGUUAGGUUGUCUCAGUAAAUUAAUUGACUUCAUAGAGGUACAAUCCUUGCAGAACAUAAAAACAAUCCUGUUUUUCCUCUUACUAAAGAUUUUUAAACAGUGACGAAAUCGAAAUUUAGUUUUUUAUUUCAAUUAAUAUAGAUCUGUUCCACAAGGUCAUUGAGACACCCUUUUCUUUUACACUUAGUUCUUAAACUGUAUUUAGCGUCCAGAAAUAAAAUGGUAUUAAGUAAUAUUAAUGUUUACAGAGUAAUAGAUCAGAUAUAUUCUAUUAAUGUUAUGGAUUAUAAGAUCUAAAUCUAAAAGACUAUAAGUAUAUAUCGAGUGUAGAGUGUGGGGCUGCCGUAGUAUACAUUUUUUUUAUUGAUUAUUAUUCGAACUAGUCUAGUGUUAACUUGGCUCUUCAUAUAUCUUUUCUCAAUUUCUCUUCUUAAUGUUUUAAAUAGAACGAACGUGUUUAAUAUGCGUAUUGGUAGUAAAGCUAGAUAUAUUUGAUAAGUUUUUAUAACGUAUAAAUUAUGAACGUGGUGUUCGUGAGAAUUUAAAUUUUAAAAUAAAUCUUUUUUUUCUACUUUUUUGGUAUUAAAAUUUGUAGAACCUAAAAAUAAAUUACGCAGAAUAA
Molecule: messenger RNA, 1841 nt
Organism: Danaus plexippus (monarch butterfly)
Lineage: Eukaryota; Metazoa; Arthropoda; Insecta; Lepidoptera; Nymphalidae
Product: SPRY domain-containing SOCS box protein 3
Exons: 6
Coding region: 252-1187 (311 amino acids)
Biological process (GO): proteasome-mediated ubiquitin-dependent protein catabolic process
Cellular component (GO): SCF ubiquitin ligase complex
Molecular function (GO): protein binding
Source: RefSeq, a predicted model, not a curated record